CCCAGGAUGGAAGCUUGUCACUCUCCAGAGCAAUUCAGUGUCACUUCAUACGCUGCCACGGCUGUGGCCGUCAUCACCCUUGAGACGCUUGCUGGCAUGUGGAUAAAUGCUUUCAUUGUUUCUGUGAUUUGCAUGGCUUGGUUCAAAAAGAACACCUUGAACUCUAAUGAGAAGAUCUUGAUGGCUUUGGGAUGCUCCAGGUUUUGGUUUUUGUGCAUGUCAUGGGUAUAUUACUUUAUCUUGUUAAUUUACACCAAUUAUCUUCAUGUUCAUCCCAUAUUUGAACUAGUUGGGAGUGCUCAGAGCUUUCUAUAUUGUUCCAACUUGUGGUUUUCUGCUUCUCUUUGUGUCUUUUAUUGCAUAAAAAUUGCCAAUUUCAGGAACAGCUUCUUCAUCUACCUGAAAGUAAAAAUUGACAGGAUUGUGCCCUGCCUCUUGUUGGGGUCAGUGCUUUUCUCCCUGGUUAUCGGAAUCAUUGUCUACAAUAUUACUGAUGAAGUUUUAUGUAAAAACCUCAAUUUCACCAGUCAAGAAAGGAUCUGGAAAACAAGGAUCAGCACAGAAGAACAAUUUUUCCCCCAUUAUUUUAUCAUUGGUUUUGGAUAUGCCAUUUUGUUCACAGCAGUCAUCUGGUCUGCCCUUCUCCUUCUCUUUUCCCUCUGGAGACACAAACGCAACAUGCAGACAAACUCCAUGAAGGACCUCAGCAUGGAUGCCCACAUCAAAGCCAUGAAAUCCAUUCUCUCCUUCUUCAUAAUGUACAGCAUCAACUUUAUAUGUUUGAUCUUGACUCUUAUUUAUUCUAUUAAGAAUGAAAAUGCCAUGAUGUUUCUUGUAUUCACGUAUCUGUAUGCCUUUCCCGGUGUUCAUUCCCUUAUUCUGAUUUUCAGCAAUCCCAAACUGGAAAACACACUGCUAAGGAUUCUGGUUUGUAUGAAGCUUUGCAUGAGGUAG
This is a messenger RNA of Pseudopipra pipra, 954 nucleotides long. RefSeq names its product taste receptor type 2 member 105-like. The record is from RefSeq and is a predicted model, not a curated record. NCBI's taxonomy places the organism in Eukaryota, Metazoa, Chordata, Aves, Passeriformes, Pipridae. The coding region runs from base 7 to 954 and encodes 315 amino acids. Gene Ontology annotation, cellular component: membrane. The transcript has a single exon. Gene Ontology annotation, molecular function: bitter taste receptor activity; G protein-coupled receptor activity. Gene Ontology annotation, biological process: sensory perception of taste; detection of chemical stimulus involved in sensory perception of bitter taste; G protein-coupled receptor signaling pathway.